AUGCAUGAGAUGAACUACGUCCAUCUGGAUUUGAAGCCGGAAAACAUCAUGUUCACCACGAAGAAGAGCAACGAAUUGAAGCUGAUCGACUUCGGCCUCGCUCCUAUCUCGACCCCAAGGAGAGCGUCAAGCUCGCACUUGCAGGUGACGACCGGAACCGCGGAAUUCGCCGCACCUGAAGUAGCCAAUGGAGAACCAGUCGGCUAUUUCACGGAUAUGUGGAGUGUCGGAGUACUGUCGUACAUUCUUCUGUCAGGACUAUCACCGUUCGCAGGCGAGAACGACGAAGAAACGCUGAAGAACGUGAAAAAAUGCGACUGGAACAUGGAUGACCCGAUCUUCAACCAAGUCUCUGAAAAUGCCAAAGAUUUCAUCCGUAAACUUCUCGUUGCAGAACCACGAGGACGAAUGACAAUUCAUGAAGCUCUGAACCAUCCAUGGUUGUCAAGUGGUGAAGUUGGCGGAGGUGAAGUGAUUCCAAACAACCGAUACCACUCUAUUCGUGAUUCAAUUCGCCAGAAAUAUGAUGCUUGGCCAGAACCGGUGCCGCCACUUGGUCGCAUCUCCAACUUCAGUUCACUUCGAAAACACCGUCCAUCGGAAUAUCACAUUCACGACGCCUUCUUCGAGCGUUCUGAAGCUCAGCCACGGUUUAUCAUCAAACCGUUCAGUACAUCGGUGACUGAAGGUCAGAGUGCAAACUUCUACUGUAGAGUAAUCGCCUCGUCACCGCCAAUCGUAACCUGGCACCAUGAUUCGGAUGAACUGAAACAGAGCGUAAAAUAUAUGAAGAAGUACAAUGGCAACGACUAUGGUCUUACCAUCAAUAGAGUGAAAAUGGACGACAAAGGCGAGUACACCGUUCGAGCAAAGAACUCGUAUGGAUCCAAAGAAGAAGUUGUCUUCCUUACUGUUAACCGAAAGAGCGAAGAGUUCAAAUCUGAACCAUUGCAACCAAUGCGAAAGGCAAUAUCACCGCCUAAAGUUGAAGAGUUCAAGGAGAAGGAAAUCCGACCAAACUUUUCGUUCCAUCUUCGGCCGCGUAUGAUUCAAAAGAAUCAUCAAUGCAAGCUGAUUUGUACUUUGCAAGGGAACCCGCUUCCCAAAGUGGAAUGGUUCAAAGACGGAGCGCCUGUCGAUCAAGACCGAGUACAAACCACAUUCCGAAGUGGGGUUUGUACAUUGGAGAUCUUUAACACACGAGUUGACGACGCCGGUACGUACACUUGCAAAGCGACGAGCCCACUGGGAGAGGACAUCUCCGAAUGUGUGGUCACCGUGCAGACGAAAGGAGGAGAACCAAUGCCUCGUGUCUCUUCAUACCGCACUAGAAGGGUACACGAUUCGCUGAGAGUGAACGAAGUCGAGAAGUCGCGAUCGUACUCAGAUUUCCGGACGGAAUCAUCAUCGUAUUCCUCUUCGCGUUCCUCCUACAGCUCCACCCUCGAGUCCACACGAUCGGCAGCAGACGAUCUCAAGAUGAAAGUGUCUACUGAACCACCAAACUUCACCGCUAAGCUCAAAGACGUAACCGUCGAUCACGGAGAGCAAAUAAUGUUGUCCUGCGAGGUUGAUGGAAGUCCAUCACCGCUGAUUGAAUGGCUCCACAAUGGCGAGCGAGUGACAGAUCCACGAUUAAUUACUUCCUAUUCGGGCGGAAAAGCAACGUUGACAAUCUCCGAAGCGGGAGCCGACGACGUUGGAGAGUACGUGUGCAGAGCGAGCAACUCUGCGGGACAGGAAUCGUGCCGUGCCAACGUCGCUGUGCGACCAGCUGCCAACAUUCCCAAUGGAAAUGGACACGUGGAGAACGGAUCUGUAGAAGAGGGAUUACGGUGA
Messenger RNA from Ostertagia ostertagi, 1839 nucleotides. The record is from the annotation of a GenBank genome assembly. NCBI's taxonomy places the organism in Eukaryota, Metazoa, Nematoda, Chromadorea, Rhabditida, Trichostrongylidae.